Capsicum annuum is the source of this 369-nucleotide messenger RNA. RefSeq lists its product as uncharacterized. The record is from RefSeq and is a predicted model, not a curated record. Bases 1 to 369 code for a protein of 122 amino acids. Lineage: Eukaryota; Viridiplantae; Streptophyta; Magnoliopsida; Solanales; Solanaceae. The transcript has a single exon.
AUGGUUAGCACAUGUAAUCUGCAACUUUACGAAGGCAAGCCGCUGGUUGAACCCAAGCUUUACAUAAGAAUCAUAGGCGCAUUACAAUAUCCUUGUCUAACUCAUCCUGACUUGGCAUUUGCUGUAAACAAAUUAGGCCAGUUUUUAUCUGCACCAACAACCACUCACUGGAUAGCCUGCAAACGUGUUCUUCGGUAUGUUAAAGCCAACUUGCAUCAAGGAUUGUUUAUUACUCACUCAACCAGCUCCCAACUUCAGGCCUUUUGUGAUGCUGAUUGGGCGGGCAACCAGAAUGAUAGGAGAUCCACAGGAGGUUUUGCUGUGUAUAUUGGAUGGAAUCUAAUAUCUUGGUAUUUGGAUGAAAUCUAA